UGUGUUUUUGUUGGCAAGCACAUGUUUUGCGCGCAAAGUUGUUUGAAUUUUGUUAAAUUCAAAAUGGAUUUUCGAUGAUAUGGACCAAGAGCUAGAUGUAAGGCACGCUCGCAGCUACGUGGACAGUGGCUUUGCCGCCAUUAAAAAGCAGUUUAGACGUUGCGAUGUCAGUACGCUUGCACACCUGUCGGACGUCGUGAAUGAUUCAUCCAACUCCAACGCCUCCGUCCAAUACCUCCAGUGGCAGUGGGAGGAUUGGCGCGCUUUCCUGCAGCCAAAGUUCAGAGCGUUGCCGGGCAUUCGGAAAUAUCAGUACUUCAGAUUUGAACAACGGUGUCCCGGGUUUGUUUUCGCAAGGGAACGACAUGAAUCAGAAAAGACGAAGAUUCUUUUGACAUCAGAAUCCGGUUUCGUCGCAACGGAGAUACCGCGCACGCUCACAGCUGCAGGGUUGUCGGAGCAGCGUCGCGCUUACCUGACGAAGAUUGUCUCCCCCUACGUGUCCGCUGUGCAUCGUGAUGUGUUAGUGCAUCAGGAAGAUUGUGAUGUUUGAUUAGCACACACUUCAACAUACUCAACUUGGAGCAUUGAGAAAUAAAUGUCUCAACAAA
Molecule: messenger RNA, 611 nt
Organism: Dreissena polymorpha
Lineage: Eukaryota; Metazoa; Mollusca; Bivalvia; Myida; Dreissenidae
Exons: 3
Coding region: 80-553 (157 amino acids)
Source: RefSeq, a predicted model, not a curated record